AUGCGGCUCACCACUACCGCUGCGACCGCUGCCACGGUCGUUUACGGUCUCUCGCCUGUUGCUUCAGCUGCGCUUUAUGAUUCUGUCGUUCAAACCAAAUAUGGCAAAGUCCAGGGAUAUCCUGCAUUCAAUGAAACCUACAACGGCAACCUGACCCAUUGGAAGGAUAUAACUGUCUGGAAAGGAAUCCCCUUUGCUGCUACUACAGGUGGUCAAAAUCGCUGGAAAGCUCCCCAACCUGCAUCCCCAUGGAAUGGCACCUUGGAUGCCAAGGAAUUUGGCGAUGUGUGUCCAUCUGCCACCAACGGUGAUAAUGACUAUACUAUCACCGAGGAUUGUCUGAACCUCAAUAUCUGGAGCCCUGCUCGUUCAUCGAGUGACAAAUUACCUGUGGUUAUGUGGAGUUAUCCUGCUCUCUCGACUGCAAGAGAUGCCCUGUUUGAUGGAGGUGGUAUGGCAGACCAGGGGAUUGUAUUUGUGAACUACAACUAUCGAACCGGCUCAUUUGGUUGGAUGGCAACGCCCGAGCUCUCUGAAGAAUUCGAGAAGGUCACGGGCUCUAACAGUUCCGGCAAUUGGGGUAUGCUUGACCAGUUUGCUGCUCUCAAAUGGAUCAAGGCCAAUAUUGCCAACUUUGGUGGAGACCCUGACCAUAUUACUGUGAUGGGUCAGUCUGCCGGAUCGGCUGCCACACAGCAUAUCUUGAACAGCAACCUCACAAGAGGUUUGAUUGUUGGAGCUAUUAUCGAAAGUGGAGUACGCUAUCCGGAAGAUCCUAUGGCUAUGGAAGCUGCCGAGGCCUAUCGCACUUUGGAUGUCUCCUACAACACUGCUGAAAAGUUCAUGGCUAGUCUGAAUGUUUCCACAAUUGCUGAAGCACGAGAACUGCCAAUGAGUGAUCUUGUUACCAACUUCCUUACUUCGCCAUACUCUUUUACCGCGACACUCGAUUACUACGCUAUCCCGGAGACUUACUGGAAUACACUAAAGAACAAGAUUGCUCAGGAUGUGCCAGUGCUUACAGGAAAUACAAAAGAUGAAAGUGGGGCCACUUAUGGUCUCAAUAUUUCUUUGGAAACAUACUAUGAGGAUUUUAACUCCACGUUUAGCGGCGAGUGGCUUCAGCGCUUCCUUGACCUAUACCCUGCCACCGAUAGGGUCACUGCUUCUGGAGCUGAGAAUUCUCAGUGGACAGACCGUUCUAAGAUUGGCACAUGGCUCUGGUCUCAGAUGUGGAAUGCUGCUUACGAGAGCCCCAUCUAUAACUACUACUGGGACCAUGCUCCUCCUGGUCAGGAUCAGGGUGCUUACCACGAGUCGGAGAUCAAUUAUGUUUUGAAUAACCUCUACGCGACCUCUAAGCCGUGGACUGCUGCAGACUACGCCAUUGCGAAAAAGAUGAACACCUACUGGGCAAACUUCAUCAAAACUGGCAACCCCAAUGGCCCAGGCCUCACCCCUUGGCCGGCUGUCAACUCUUCGGAACUUGUCCAGCAUGUUGGAGAUGGAUGGGGACAGAUUCCAGUUGGCUGGAGUGAGAAGGUCGCCCUGUUCAAGGCAUGGUUCAGUACUUUGAAAAAGUACUAA
Messenger RNA from Aspergillus eucalypticola CBS 122712, 1587 nucleotides. RefSeq names its product carboxylesterase/lipase family protein. The transcript has a single exon. Lineage: Eukaryota; Fungi; Ascomycota; Eurotiomycetes; Eurotiales; Aspergillaceae. The record is from RefSeq and is a predicted model, not a curated record. The coding region runs from base 1 to 1587 and encodes 528 amino acids.